Molecule: messenger RNA, 1948 nt
Organism: Branchiostoma floridae (Florida lancelet)
Lineage: Eukaryota; Metazoa; Chordata; Leptocardii; Amphioxiformes; Branchiostomatidae
Exons: 3
Coding region: 345-1592 (415 amino acids)
Biological process (GO): regulation of apoptotic process
Molecular function (GO): death domain binding; protease binding
Source: RefSeq, a predicted model, not a curated record
GCCAUCACGUAUUUCUAAAGAGGACAAAUCAAAACGCCGCAAAAAAGUUCAGACCAGACAUAGUUUUGUAAAACGCGCCAACCCUACUUCACUACGUCACGUAACCUUUCACCUCCGACAUUGUACGGAAGGGCUGACGUCAAAACCGUAUAUCUUCCUGUCUGCUGAGUCUGGAAUGUCCCGCCGGUGUAUUUUAGGGUUGAGAACGUAUUCUGUACACCGGGGACUCGGAGAAAGCUAGUAUUCAAAACAGGGAAACGUCCGGGUUUCUUCAUCAAUACAUUGAGUAGGAGUGCUACUGAACGUUUAGAUGUCACCAGGGUUGACACUAUUAAGCAGGAGAGAUGUUCGCCGUCAGAGACAGGCCGAUGUCCGAUCAUCAUCGUGACGUCAUCAGGAAGAAGUACGUCCCCCUGUCACGUGACCUGGAAGCCCGUUACGUCACGCCCUACCUGUACCAAGAGGGCGUCCUGACAGAAGAGAUGAUGGAGGACCUAGCCGCCAUCCCUGACGAGAGGAGGAGCUACAAGGCCAGGAAACUGCUGGACAUCAUCAUGACCAGAGGAGACCGGGCCUUCGGCGUCUUCAAACGGGCGCUGGAGGAAGCGGAGUACCAACAUCUUGUGGCACUUCUUGAAAAGACAAAGCUAUCCAAAACGUCCAUCGAAAGAGAAAACGCCAACAUCAAGAGAUCCUCCUCAGGAGUUAACUCAGAUGACGUCCCUCCCGGUCCGCUCAGGCUAUGGAGACUCAGUCUGCACCAGUUUAAGAACUCUCCCACAGCUCGAAAUUUCAUCAAAGGCUUCAGUCUGAUGGAAUCUGGUGGAGAGAUACUUACCAACAGUAACUAUACAAACGUCUCAGGAGUGGACAAGGUUGUAGAAGGAUUUGUUCUCCAAGAACGUCUAACUCCGAGCAGCUAUAACCACUUUCUGUACAGCGCAGAAGGUCUCGGUUUGGAGAAGGAAAGGAUGGAGCAACUCAUGGGAGACUUCCCGGACAGCAGUUCCUGUCUCUUCCUCCAGGCGGCGCUUAUGCCGUUCGGUGAUGGUCGAAGCCGCGCUCUUCGAAAGGCCGUAGACUUAAUCCUGAGGAAUAGAAAAUUGGACUCGCUUUACGAACAUCUUCACCACAUCUACUGCGUUCUCGGGGACACGAUUUUGAAUGUAAACCGCGACAACCCCGUCUCAGCCGUCCCGGUGUUCACGAGUGCGUUGAUGUACAAGCCCGACUGUUUUCUGGCCAUACACCUGGCGGCUGAGUGCUCCAUGGUUCUAUCCCCACAGGACGCCACCCAGCAGUUCCAGCGGUACCUGCAGCUCGCCCCGCCGUGCGACAAGCGGUCUCACUGGGCGCACUACUGUCUCGCUAUCCUCUACAGCUGGGAAUCAAAUUCGGAAAAGGCGGAGGAACAUUACAAGUAUGCCGUAGAGGCCGAGGAAAACCUCCUCCCCAACUUUGUCACCGGCUGGGCGAAAAGAGAAGCGCAGAGAGUAUUCGAUCUGGAUGGAAAUGAGGAAGAAACGAAACCCAUGAAAGGCCUCGACACAAAUUACAAGGAAGAAGAGACGAAACCUAUGAAAUGUUUAUAGUCGAGAGUAUGAAUUUUCAAAAUCCGAGUGACUGUUGCUAUUUCUCAAUUGUCGCUGCUCCUUACUUUACCUUAUAUUUACUCCUAUUUUUAUUAGUAUUAGCUUAAUUAAGUGGAGGAGGGCUUUGUAUAAACCGUAUUGGCUUCUCCCCUCCUCCUGCAUUCUUAAUUACUAUUCUUUACUUAUCAAUAAUCGUUAUUGUUUUUAUGUGCGAAAUAAACAAACAAAAUCCAACAGUAAGUUUUGAUUAGAAUUUUAGUCCCAUCAUCAUGCGCAAUUGAUAUGUGUGUAAUGACAAAAAUGCACUUUGACAGACCGCAUUUUUAUUAAAACUCCCUUGGGGUUCUAUCUAUCUA